AUGUUUGGUCUACCACAGCAAGAACCUUCUGAAGAAGAGAAGAAACUACAUCAACAGGCUACCAACAGGACUUUGGUCAACGCCUUUUACGCGAGUGCCCUACUAUGGUUGUCUCCUAUGGUGUGGCAUUUCAUUAAGAGACAAUGGAAAUAA
This is a messenger RNA of Torulaspora delbrueckii, 153 nucleotides long. RefSeq names its product Tom5p (gene TOM5). Lineage: Eukaryota; Fungi; Ascomycota; Saccharomycetes; Saccharomycetales; Saccharomycetaceae. The record is from RefSeq and is a predicted model, not a curated record. The coding region runs from base 1 to 153 and encodes 50 amino acids. The transcript has a single exon.